AUGGCGGACGAAGUCUACGAAGGUGCCAUUGGCAUCGAUCUUGGUACCACCUACUCUUGUGUCGCCGUCUACGAAGGCACAAAUGUCGAAAUCAUCGCCAACGAGCAGGGUAGCUUUACCACUCCUUCCUUCGUGUCCUUCACAGACGAAGAGCGCCUCAUCGGUGAGGCCGCCAAAAACCAGGCUGCAAUGAACCCGGAGAACACAGUGUUCGAUGUCAAGCGACUGAUCGGAAGACGCUACGAUGACCCGACCGUCAAGAAGGAUAUCGAAUCAUGGCCAUUUAAGAUUGUCGACCAAGGUGGCAACCCUAUGGUCCAGGUCGAGUACCUGAAGGAGACCAAGACAUUCUCCCCUCAGGAAAUUUCUUCCAUGGUUCUCACAAAGAUGAAGGAGGUCGCAGAGACCAAGCUCGGCAAGAAGGUCUCAAAAGCCGUCGUGACGGUCCCCGCCUACUUCAACGACAACCAGAGACAAGCUACCAAGGAUGCUGGUGCCAUUGCUGGCCUCAACGUCCUUCGUAUCAUCAACGAACCUACUGCCGCCGCUAUUGCCUAUGGUCUGGGUUCGGGCAAAUCCGACAAGGAGCGAAACGUCCUCAUCUACGAUCUCGGUGGCGGUACUUUCGAUGUCUCUCUGCUGAACAUUCAAGGCGGCGUCUUCACAGUCAAGGCCACCGCAGGUGAUACCCACUUGGGCGGUCAAGACUUCGACACCAACCUUCUUGAGCACUUCAAGAAGGAAUUCCAACGAAAAACAAAGAAAGACAUGUCUGGCGAUGCCCGCGCUCUUCGAAGACUGCGUACCGCCUGCGAGCGUGCGAAGAGGACUCUGUCAAACGGAACACAAACCACGGUUGAGAUCGACUCGUUAUUCGACGGCGAAGAUUUCAAUGCUCAGAUCACUCGGGCCCGUUUUGAGGACUUGAAUGCCAAGAUCUUCAAUGGCACUCUUGACCCUGUUCAGCAGGUUCUCAAAGAUGCUGGCAUUGACAAGUCAAAGGUUGACGAGAUUGUCCUUGUUGGUGGCUCUACCCGUAUUCCUCGGAUCCAGAAAUUGCUGAGCGACUUCUUCGAUGGAAAGAAGCUGGAGAAGAGUAUCAACCCUGAUGAGGCCGUCGCUUAUGGCGCUGCCGUCCAGGCCGGCAUCCUCUCCGGGAAAGCCACUUCGGCCGAGACUUCUGAUCUCCUGCUUCUCGACGUCGUCCCUCUCUCAUUAGGAGUCGCAAUGGAAGGAAACGUGUUCGCUCCUGUCGUGCCUCGUGGACAGACAGUUCCUACGAUCAAGAAACGAACCUUCACCACUGUCGUCGACAAACUGUCCAGUUCCCUGUUUUCCAAGGAGAAAGAACGAGCAAGUCGCCCCGAAACCUUGUUCACAACCAAACCAGCUGACAACAAAACAGAUUGCGAAGACAACACUUCCCUUGGGGAGUUCACCUUAAGUCCGAUCCCGCCUCAGCGCGCCGGAGAAGCUGCUUUGGAAGUGGUCUUUGAAGUCGACGUCAACGGAAUCCUCAAGGUCACCGCCACCGAGAAAUCUUCCGGCCGAUCCGCCAAUAUUACGAUCUCCAAUGCCGUCGGCAAGCUCUCCACCUCUGAAAUUGAGAAGAUGGUUGAAGAUGCUGCCAAAUUCAAGACUAGCGACGAGGCCUUCACCAAGAAGCUCGAAUCGAAGCAACAGCUUGAGUCUUACAUCGGCCGGGUUGAGGAAUUGAUCAACGACCCUGGUUUGUCGAUGAAGAUGAAGCGUGGCAACAAGGCCAAGAUCGAAGAGGCGUUGUCGGAUGCCAUGCAACAGCUCGAGGUGGAGGAUUCAUCUCCCGACGAUCUCAAGAAGAAGGAAUUGGCACUCAAGAGAGCCAUGACAAAGGCUAUGGCCACGAGGUGA
Cladophialophora yegresii CBS 114405 is the source of this 1890-nucleotide messenger RNA. RefSeq names its product heat shock protein SSB1. Gene Ontology annotation, biological process: protein refolding; vesicle-mediated transport; cellular response to unfolded protein. Gene Ontology annotation, molecular function: misfolded protein binding; heat shock protein binding; ATP-dependent protein folding chaperone. Lineage: Eukaryota; Fungi; Ascomycota; Eurotiomycetes; Chaetothyriales; Herpotrichiellaceae. The coding region runs from base 1 to 1890 and encodes 629 amino acids. The transcript is spliced from 8 exons. Gene Ontology annotation, cellular component: cytoplasm; nucleus; cytosol. The record is from RefSeq and is a predicted model, not a curated record.